CUCUCUCUCUCUCUCCUCUUCGUUUAAAGACCCGCGUCGCCCUUUCGUACAUCUAUCUAUCGAGAAGCGGACGGAGGAAGGUGGUAAACACGCCUGAUCCGCGCGUUGUCCGAACGCAGCAACGAAUCUUUCCCUUUUCCUCGCGAGUUAAGUCGCCUUACGUUAACUCUGUCUCAUACGGCUGAUCACUAUGCUCAACUCGUGCUGUGCUUUUUUCUACCGUGCUCGUGCAGUAUACGCCGCGAGUGUUUUCCUAGUGCUUUAGUGUUAUACCGCGCGAUUUAUUAAUUAAGAGGGAUCGGGCCCGGCGCGCCCGUUCGCACGCUCGAACGCGGAAGUCUCGGCUGCCCAGCUAUCUGGGAAUCCUGUUCCUGAGAUGCCUGUUAGACGGGGUCACGUGGCGCCCAGAACUACUAUCAUCGAAACCAUCAUCAGGAAGUUUGAUACGCACGAUCGAAGCUUUUUAGUGGCGAACGCGCAUCAGGGACUAUGCCACAUUAUCUAUUGCUCGGACGGUUUCUGCCGGCUGACGGGCUUCUCAAGGGCCGAAGUGAUGCAGCGACCGGCGGUCUGCGACUUCCUCCAUGGACCAAUGACAUCACCGCACGCGGUUGCGGCCCUGCGAGACGCCCUUGUCGCUGGCGUCGAAAAGCACUUCGAGAUCCUUUACUACAGGAAGGACGGAACCAAGUUCCUCUGCAGCGAGGUGAUAGCGCUAAUAAGGAGCGAGGUGGACGACAUUUGCCUGCAAAUCAUAAACUUCGAGGAUCUGAGCUCACAGCCGCCACCGCAGCCCCCGAUCCCGCCGCCGAGUCAGGCCAACAACAGACUCGCGACACGCUUCGACAGGGCAAGGGCGUCCUUCCGAGCUGGCCUCUCGAGAACCGGUGUCGUUGGUCCGCCGAGGGUCCGGAAUCGACCGCGCACGACGUCUAAUUUGCCUCACCGACUCGCUGACGGGACCAUCCUCGACGAGGACGCUUCUGAGAACUGCCCGUUAACAUGUGGCUCGCCCACAAUGAUGGAAUCUUGGGGCCCUGGGAGGACCGGCACACCCCCGCCGGGUCUACCGCCGCCGCCGUUGGGCGGCAGCAACAACAACGGUGGCGCAACAACGUCGACGAUUACCCCGAGUAUCAUACCACAGCCCGGCACCACCGCUCCCAUCGCGAGUCCCGAGGGAGUGAGCGAUGUCUCGCAAAAGUCUGGGCUCUGGGAGGGCGGGAACUCGUCCUCGGGUGGUGCCGCGGAGGGUCCUUCACGGAGUGUCUCUCACGCGGCGAGUCUGGACGCUAUCUCGAAGCGGACGGUGAAACCGGAAACGACGAGAGCACCUUGUCGCAGUCUCACCUGCAGUGUUUCGGGCCGAGGGAGCGAACACGUCACCCUCGAGCGACGACCAGCGACAGUCGAUAAUCUGGCCGAAGCCGCAAAACAUUCGAAAAUCUUUCCUGGCGUCGCUUCCGAAAGCGAUUUGCAGAAAUGGCGGACGUCCAGGGACAGGAAGUCGCCGUCUCUGAGUCAGAUGGGACCGGACUCCAUCAAACACAAAUUUUCCUUACAAGACAAUGGGUCUGCGAAGUAUUUUCAAGGAGCAAUGCACACACCAAACAUGGGAGAAAAAGUUGCACAGGUGUUGUCCCUCGGAGCAGACGUCCUCCCAGAGUACAAAUUACAGUCCCCCAGAAUACACAAGUGGACCAUACUACACUACUCGCCGUUCAAGGCGGUCUGGGAUUGGAUUAUAUUGCUGCUCGUGAUGUACACCGCCAUAUUCACGCCGUACGUCGCCGCAUUUGUUCUAUCGGAUCCGGAUUACAACAACAGAAAGAACAAGAAGUACAGUGACGAUCCCAUCGUUAUUAUAGACUUCAUAGUCGACGUCACAUUCAUCGUGGACAUCAUUAUAAAUUUUCGCACGACGUUCGUCAACAGCAACGAUGAGGUGGUCUCCCAUCCCGGAAAGAUAGCCGUCCAUUACCUGAAGGGUUGGUUCAUCAUCGACCUGGUAGCUGCCAUUCCCUUCGACCUCCUACUCGUCGGCUCGGACACCGGCUCGGACGAGCUCGGCUUGGACAAGGACGAGACGACGACCUUGAUCGGACUUUUGAAGACGGCCCGUCUGCUGCGUCUUGUCAGGGUGGCCAGAAAGAUCGACAGAUACAGCGAAUAUGGCGCUGCCGUUUUGUUACUUUUAAUGGCCACUUUUGCCCUUAUUGCUCAUUGGAUGGCGUGUAUAUGGUACGCCAUAGGAAACGCCGAGAGACCGACCCUGAAGAGCAAGGUUGGUUGGCUCGACAUUUUAGCCAACGACACGCAUCAGUUUUACUUUCACAAUAACACCGGUGGGCCAAGCAUAAAAAGUCGUUAUAUCACGGCGCUUUAUUUCACCUUCAGCAGCCUCACGUCCGUAGGCUUCGGGAACGUAGCACCCAAUACCGACGCUGAAAAAAUCUUUACAAUAAUCGUCAUGCUGAUUGGAUCCCUGAUGUACGCCAGUAUCUUCGGUAACGUAUCGGCGAUCAUCCAGAGGCUAUACAGCGGCACCGCUCGAUAUCACACGCAGAUGCUCAGAGUCAGGGAAUUCAUAAGGUUCCACCAGAUCCCGAAUCCGCUCCGCCAGCGAUUGGAGGAAUACUUUCAACACGCGUGGACCUACACGAACGGGAUAGAUAUGAACAGCGUUUUAAAAGGGUUCCCCGAGUGCCUUCAGGCCGACAUCUGUCUUCAUCUCAAUAGGAAUCUUCUAAACAAUUGCCGAGCCUUCGAGGGGGCCAGUCCAGGCUGUUUAAGGGCAUUAUCCUUAAAAUUUAAGACCACGCAUGCGCCUCCGGGUGACACUUUAGUCCAUCGAGGGGACGUGCUGACUUCCCUGUAUUUUAUAUCCCGCGGGAGUAUCGAGAUCCUGAAGGAUGAUAUCGUAAUGGCUAUUUUGGGCAAGGACGACAUAUUCGGCGAGAAUCCGUGCAUUUAUUCGACCGUCGGAAAAUCGUCUUGUAACGUUCGCGCCCUUACGUAUUGCGACCUUCACAAGAUCCAUCGGGACGACCUGCUCGACGUCUUGGCACUUUAUCCAGAAUUCUCCAACCACUUCAGCCAGAAUCUCGAGAUCACUUUUAACAUGCGAGACGAAGAGCAGGCUGGUGUCGAUCCAAUAUCAGCAAGGUUUCCUGUCAGUACUCCUACCGACGUCGACAUCGACGCUAGGAGGUUCGCUUUCCGUCCACCAAGAUACCGUCGAGGACCCGGUGGUGGUCCUGGCACAAAUCUUAUUCCUACAGGUCGACAAGACUCCUUGCAGGACGACCAAGAUGACUACGAGAAAGGUAGCGGUCAUGGUAUCUUAGAGUUCAGCACGGACAAGGCCGGUCAAGACGUGACACCGUUAAAUUUGGAAUUCGAUGAGCCCAAACAGAGAAGCUCGACCUUAAACUCGAUAACCGGCAUGCUAACCCAUCUCAAGCGCAGCAUACCGGAUCUACGUCAACACAAGAUUCACCUGCAGCCGCUUACCAGUCACGAUUACCUCGCGAAACAAAUGACCACGCCGCUGACGAAACCAGCGCGCCGGAGUUCCGCCGCUGGCGAGAGUAGCCUCAGUCAAAACGUCGUUCAUCCCACUUCGACAACGUCAAGCCACUACACCACACCAUCGCCCCCGCAGCAUCCUCAUUCCCAUGGUGACUUUCAGAGCGGCCCGGGUCGACCGGUGGAGGAGAUCAAUGCCAGGAUCGAUCAGCUGUCGCGACAAGUGACCUCGUUGGAGCACUCGAUGGCCGGCGACAUCAGAUUAAUCCUGAGCUUACUCCAGCAGACGCUCAAUUCGUCGAAGGAGAGCUCCAGCAUCGAGAUGAUGCCGGGGACCGCGCCAGCCGGCACGAAGCAGAGCAGCCGUGCGCCCGCGUUGGUCCAGAGAUCGGCGAGCGAGCCGCAGCCACCGACGAUCCCGACGGGCAACGGAAACGGGAAGAUUCAGCCCAGCACCUCGCACGGUUUGUUCAGCCUUCUUUCGAAAUCCCUGGAUCAGUUGCAUUUGAUUUCGGCGUCUUUUAUUUUGGAAAAGUUGGACAAGUUCCGAAGACCCCCCAUGAGGGAUCCGACCACGUCGUCGGGAACGUCGCGGCUGACCGUCACGUCGGACACGUCCGCGCUCGCAACGGCGUUACAGACGGCGCUGAACAGCCGCACCGGGCCCACGAGGUCACAGAGUCAGCCGGUUGACCUGGCGGUGCCGACUACCACGCAGCAACAAGUCCAUCAGGCCCACGCCUGGCACAGCCAGCCCGCUGCCUUCAGGAGAGGCGAAUACCGGAGCGGCGUGCCUUGCGGUAGAUACAGCUCGUUCAACAAACGCUCGGAGCCGGAGGGUGAAGAUCCCUGGAGCUGCGUGGUGCCGGAGGAUCGGAGCGGCGCUCAACGUCCACGUAGCGGGGACUCGCGUAAGGACUCGCUGAAUCAUCGCGGCGGUAGCGGUACGGAAUCCACCUCGGGGCAACGGCCGGAGAGCAGACUUGAGGGUGGUGCCAGAGGACAGGCGAGCGGACCCAGGCAACAGGACUCCUCGAGACAGACCAGCGAGGACAUGUCGUGGGAGUUCACGAUAAACGAGGCGCCGAUCGCGAGGCUCGAGUCGUUAGACGAGCUCGAUCAGGACCACGGUAGUUAAGGGAAAAACGCGCACGGGGCGUGGACAUCACCGCGAGGAUCCGCUUGUCCCGACCGACGUGACGUGGAAAGCAACGCGCGAGAGCGACGGGAGAGCGCGACCGAGGCCGUUCGACACCUACGUAGAAAAUGUUGUUCUCGAUCCGAUCAAUAUCAUAGCCAUGGCUCGAAAUCAAAUCUCUCGGUUACAAAGAAUCAACUUAGGGGCGCGUACCGUUGAAGGGAGUAUCGAGGUCCAAAGACACAAACUUGGUCAAAGUCUUGCUAAUCCACGUAUAUCAAGAUUGAAGGAAUUAAGGAGCGACAGGUGAGUUGAGAUAUGAUAAAAGUAUACGUCGAAAUAAUUUUUUUAAACUCCUUAUCCGGGUUACAAUGGCAAGGGUGUUAAAUACUUGUGUUAAUAAUUCUGGAAAUAUAUGAGUUACGAGGACAAUCUAACACAGAAGAAGUUUCGUAAAGUUGCAUAGUUAAGUAUUAACUCGAAAAAGAAAUGGAUAUUUUUUUUAAACUCUGACAUAAAAAGAUAUGCUUCCUCCAAUCGCACACGCCCUAAAAGGGAGCGACCUGUGAGCGCGGAGAUCACUCUUAUUCCGCUAAUUCGAUAAAAUAAUCGCUUGUUAAAAAGUCGCCAGUUGCAGUUUAGGCUCUUCGAACGUACGGCUUCGGAUCGAGCGUUCGUCUCUUCCGAGUUCCCGUCAUUGCGGUUCAAACAAUCUGACAUUCGUUCCUUCAAAUCGAUUUUUUACGCGUCGAAGAGCAGCAAACGAAAACAAGUGUACCGCAUCUCGCCAAUUAGACGCCAAUUAUUUUAUUCACUGGAUCGCAAAUAAUUAUUUGUAUAUAUUUACAUAUUAAGGGACACACCUUACGCGCUGUAUAUCAUAAGAGGGACACGAUAGAAACGAAAGAAGCGCAUUGAAAGUACAUAACACGUCGCGCAAUGGAAUUGCAGAAGAAAUCUUGGACGAUGGUCGCGAAAAGUCGAGGACAAAAUCGCAAACGAAAUGCCUCGUCCUGAGAUCGGGUUGCCGAAGAAGAAAUAUGUAAUUCACGAAGUUGUUCACUCAUUACGUAAAUAUUCCUACGGCAAAUGCACGGAAAACUGACGUUACAAUCGCGUCGAGGAAAACGUUCAUUUUUGUUGAUUUAUCGUACGAAUAUUUGUAAUCUCGGCGUUAAGUGAAGCGGAAGUGCGAGAGACUUUACAAUCGAUUUGUUCACCGCAGAGUUUUACUUUAAAAACUUCUCGAGCGUGGACAGUUCCGAUUUCUAGCGGAUUAAUUAAGACGACUGUGAGAGCAUCCUCUUUUUUAUUCUUGCUUAUAGAUGACGUUAGAUCACACUAUUGCGGUAACUUACGGUACUUACGGGGAAAAAACUUUCGCGCUAUUACCACGUAGCAAUCUAAACAGGAACAUGAAGAAACUAUUUUUCUCGGUUCAGCCGCCGUAUAAAGUAGUCAUGUCCUUUUCAUACGAACAAAAUGCGACAGCGAAAGUGUGUCGCGCUGGCGACAUUAGGCAAUUAUCCAAGUUCGUAUUCUUAUGAUUGUUAUUAUUGUAAUUAUUAUUAUUACUAUUAUUAGUAUUAUUAGUACUCUUGUUACGAUUAUUAUUAUUAUCGUUAUUACUAUUGUAUAACAGUGGAAGAAACGCAAACGCGACGAGAAGGAAACGAAGAAAAUAACACCGACGACAUAAUGCCUACGCAAUAAUAUAUACUUCUACAUAUACAGAAAAGAAGAUAGAUGUAUAUAUAUACAUACAUAUAUAUAUACAUAUUCUAUAAAUUUUUUACGAAGCAUUUCAAGUCGCUACUGCUCCUAAACGCGUAUAAACGUCGAUCUCUCUUUCUUUCUUUCUCCCUUUUCGUUUCUCGUCCUCUCGCGACUCUAUUUCCGCCAUUAGCGUCGCGAAUCGAUUAAAAGGGCCAGAAAACAGCGCUCUACUAUCCUGAGACGCUUACUGUGGCCGCGCGAGACUUUACAUUGGAUUUUUACAUUAUGUAUUCGGUAAGAAGAAAAAGGAGGAGAGAGAGGGAGAGAGGAAUCGAAUUCACGGGAAUGGCGCUUCGAGAUCGUUCAUGGAUCACCGACCGCUGAUGUAUUCGUUCUUUGCUCAGUAUUCUAGGCUGUAACCAAUACCGAGUACUUUCGAUGUAACGAUUGAACACACACGACUCGUAGGUAAUUCUCUGCGACGAAACAAUAGCGCAGCGGCGCAGCGCUAAAAGGGGGGGAAACGCAGCUUUUCAAUUUUGCAGGUAGCGGUUUUUUGAUCGUUAAAUCAGUAGUACACAGACACACACACACACAUUACACACAUUACACUCACUCACACACACACACAUACAACGUAGCACACGUGGAUUCUCGCACCUAGGUACACGGCAGGAGUUGUACGUACGGUUCCUUUUUAGAAAAAGGAAGAGAGUUCGGCGUGGUCCGGGCCGAGGGCGGCCACGUUCGCGCAAAUCUCGUCUCGAAUCACUGAAAGUGUACCGUGUGACGAAAAUGUUCGUCGCCGACCGUGUCUCCUCGGGGUUUCGCACCAAAAGAAAUUGUUCUUAACGUAAACGGGCUGGUUCUCCGAAUAUUGGACGCGCAGUCGUUAGAAAGAUACAAUGUUCCUUGACUGGAAUGACAUUCUCUUCUCUCUGUUCUUUCGUCACCAUUUGCCGAAUGCUGUUACCAAUAACGUAGGGCUUUUAUCUAUUCAUUUUACUGAUUGUAGCAAUAAAUAUCCACAACUUGUCUCGUUUUCUAACUUCAAUUGUAAACUGGGGCUGUAGCUCUUAACUAAAUAAAUAUGAUUACUAUUUUUAUCGUCGGAAAGAUACGCGUAGAAACAGUCUUCGUAAUAUUAUCUUAUCCAUUAGAUCCUAAAUAAUAAUAUCAAAUAAUUGCGGCAAAUCAAGAAAAUAUUCGUGCAUUUUGUUUACCUUUGCUUAAGUCUCUUCUUCUAACAUAGAAUUACAUAUGAAAGAUAUUCAAGAUCACCUUUUUUUUAAGAUAUUUUCAGGUGAAAUCAGUAACCGCUGAAUUCAGGACACGUAAAAUAACUUCAUACAACUUUGUAUCAAUUUUCUUCCCUUGGGAAAUAACGUGAGAAUGAGAGAAUGAAGCUCGUGUGAAAAGCUGAGAGACCUCAGCUGGCCAGACGUAGCCGCCCUCGACCGCGCAGACAGACGCAGCUGGCGAAGAGCACGCGCAAAACGGGUGGAUGCGUGAUCAAGUCAUCUCCCUUGCGUCGAAAUUGCGAGUCGCACUCGGGCGACACCGAUUUCAUCGCGAACUUUACGACAACGACGACUCCGACUUCUCUCGCGAGCAAGCGGUUUACGAGUAGACGCUACAUUUAAAAGGUAUUUUAAACACGUUACAUUUUUCGUGGGAAAACGUACGUAACAUUUUAUACAUAGUGUCUGCGCCCAAAUAUAAAUUCAUGCUGUGCAAGCCGAGUCCGUCGCUCUUUCAAACCCGAAGCAGGGGACCAGCGAGAAAGGACGUUCCGAGGGAAAAAGUGAAUGAUUAAAAAGUCGCCAUAGUGGAACUCUGUCUUUCCUAAGGUCCCACGGGGGAAACUGACGUCCUGGAAAUAUCAUGGUCUUGAGAAACAUCCCGCUUUCGUCAUUAAUAUUCCGGUAGCUAGGUAGAAAGAGAAACCAAAGAGAGUUCGAAAUUAUUUUGACACCUCGACGAAAGCGAACGCGUGGCCGUUUUUUUCGCAUGCCGCUAGUUUUUGCCAGCGCGACGAAUAGUGGACGAAUGACGAAUGCAAUCGAAGAGUUCGGUUCUAAUUAUGUCGACUUCUUAACCGUCGCUACGCCAAACGCGACAAUUGGCACGAUCCACUCGCGACCGUGUUUCCUUCCUACAAUUCCGAGGAGCACCGAUAUCGCGGGCAGCCCUUCGGCGAUUUCGUAAGCCCAUCGUCGAGAAAGGAUCGCCCGAGAUCCUUCCAUCGGAGUUCUCGCGACUUCGCCUGGCGCAUACUUUCGUCCUUCGUCUUUCGACUAUUGAGUGGCUACGCACGAAUAAUAUGUAUCAUCGAGUACCUUGAACCCUCAGAUUCUCAAUCUCUAUCGUCUACUCGCCGAUGAAAUUAAAAUCCUGCGAUCUCUCAUCGAAGCCGCCUCUCGCUUUUUUCCCUACCGCGAUUGGUUCACUCGCGCGUGUGCGGAUGUCAUUUUGGACUCUUCAAUUCCAGCGUCGAGACGCGCGUCCCAUGCGAAAGACGGGCGUUUAACGACGCUCGAAAUGUGGAGUGUGAGAACAGCGGGCGGAAAGGUAGAAGGUCCCAAUCGCGGUAGAUGGAUCUAAUCACGCGUUCUUUAUCCAGAUUCAGCGAUUUAAGAGAUUGUUCUGUAUAUAAUAUAUGAUAUAAUCUUGGAUUGUACGUCGAGCGCACUGAUUUGUAACACUUGUAACAUGGAGAUUAGUUCGAAAGUGAACG
This is a messenger RNA of Vollenhovia emeryi, 9119 nucleotides long. It is a transcript of the gene sei, whose product is annotated as potassium voltage-gated channel subfamily H member 2. Lineage: Eukaryota; Metazoa; Arthropoda; Insecta; Hymenoptera; Formicidae. The transcript has 25 exons. Gene Ontology annotation, molecular function: inward rectifier potassium channel activity. Gene Ontology annotation, cellular component: membrane. Bases 377 to 4666 code for a protein of 1429 amino acids. The record is from RefSeq and is a predicted model, not a curated record. Gene Ontology annotation, biological process: potassium ion transmembrane transport; membrane repolarization during action potential.